AUGCCCCAACUUCUGAGAGAUGUCCUCUGUGUAAUCGAGACAUUCCACAAAUAUGCCAGUGGGGACAGUGACGAGGUAACACUGACCCACAGAGAGUUGAAGCAGCUCCUCCACAACGAGUUCGACGACUUUCUUCAGCCAUACGUCCUUCGUGCUAUGGAGAGAAACUUGAAUCUUCUGGAUAAUGACAGUAAUGGCACCAUCAGUUUUGUUGAAUUUGUGCUUGCAAUCUUUAACUUGUUAAACCUCUGUUAUCUUGACGUAAAAUCAUUACUAAGAACAAAACUAAGACAGGUGUCUAAACUAGAGAAGGAGAAGCCAAGUGAAGUGGAUCUUCAGGCGACCACUAGCAAUGGCCAGAGGACAGCAAGAACUUUGCCAGGUCAGGAAAAGGUGAUACUUCCUUCAGUAAUAUCACCAUCAUCUCAGCUCAGCCCUGAAGAAAAUGGAGCAGUUGGACACAGUAGAGUGGACCCACGGGGAAAUGCCAAGACUCACCACCCACCAAGAAAAGCACCUCAGCACAAUGACUCUAUGAACCAACACCUAGCAGGAGAUGAACAGAGCCAGGAAGUGGCUCAAAGUGUACCAGCAACAGAAGACAAUGGAGCUCAACUUAAGACAAAUAAGCCAGUUGCAGGAUCAGGACAGACUGGCAGUUCCACAAAGGAGGGGGGACAGAAUAAGGAGAUCCCCAGGGAGGGAGAUGAACUAGCCAGGGAGCGAAGUGGCACUAAGACAAGAGACCAGUUUGGAGAUCAGGAAGGUAACUUGGGAAACCAAAAUUCACUGCCAGAAGAAACAACACAGAGACUGUUUGAAGACCAGGAAAUUAGAGCAGAACAGGGUAUUAAGAAACACUCUAAAACUCAGGGACCACCCCUGCAAGGAGAAACUGAACCCAGUUUAGAGAAUGCUGACCAGCCAGAACAAGCUGCUGCCAAGAUAGCAUCUCAAAUGCAGAAAGCAACUGAUCCUGAGGGUGACUGUAGAACAGCUGAGACUCAAGAAUCACCAGCACAAGAAAAAGAACAUGAAACAACGAGCCUACCAGUCCAAGGUAGAGGCAGAAACAUUCCAGAAACACCUGGCACAGGAGCUGAAAAGCAACAGGGGACAGCCCCUGAGGCCCAUGGAUCAGCAGAGCAAAAAGAACAUGACAGAAAAACUCAGCCAUCAGUCCUGGAAGCCCAAACACAGGAUGAGAAGUGUCAUAGAUUCCAGGGAUUAUCAAAUGAAUCAGAUACUAAAAAAGAUUCUGAGACACAAAAUCAAAGCUCAGAAGGAGAUCAGAAUGACCCUGAACGUGAAGGAGCAGCAGUUCCAGGAAUAGAGGCAAAACACACUGAGGAAGGACCAACAGAGGCACUUGUGAACAGCAGAAAUGGUCCUGCAGCAGAAGGGACACCAGGAACAAGAGAAAGGACACAAGAGUCGGCACCACUUGAGAACCAGUCUGAAGGAGAAAAGAGUAGGGUCACCAAGUCUUAUGACAAGCCAGUCAAAGAGAAUGAUGGUUACCAAGGGGAGGACCCAGAGUUGUCAGUCACACAGAAUGAUGAGGGGUCUUCUGAGACUCCCAACAGCCUUGCUCCAAAAGAAGGUAACAGCAGCACAGAGACAAAGGAACUGUCUGUGCAAGAGGAUUCCCAGAGUCAAGUGGACCCACAUGGAGAGUCUGUGCAAGGAGAUCACAAUAAUAACCCAAAUACUCAGAAACAGAGAGCGCCAGCUGAGAAAGACAGAGCCCAGGAGGCCGUGGUGCUGAUAGUCAGAGGAGAAGAUGUGCAGCUCACAGAGGAACAAGAGCAGCCUACCAGAGAAGAACACAAGAGUCCUGGCUCAGAGACCAAAGGCCCAGGUGCAGCUAUGAAGCCCAGUGGACACCCAGAAGCACAGGAGUCCACAGCAAGAGGCGAAAAAGGAAAAUCCCUGGAGACAAAGUUCCCAGGUGCCUUAGAUGCAAAUUUCACUGACCAGCUUUCCAUAAUGCAGCUCCCUGAAAAGGGACAGAGCAGAAGCGAGUUAAAGAUCCAGGGAUCAAGUACCAAAGAAGAGGAAGGUGGAGUACCAGAGUUCCAGGAUACUCUGGUAAAAGAUCUGGAUGAGGGCAAUUCAGUAUCCUCCAAGACACACCCUGGAACAGAGGAUAAAUCUUUAAUGUCCCAGUCAAGCCUUGAAGAGAUGAUGCUGAGAGACCAAGAGCCCCAUUCUGUGGAGAGGAAUACAGUCCAUUCCAGUUCACCACGUCAGUACCUGCAGGAGAAGAUACUGCGGCAAACAAACAAUACCCACGAGGAACACCAAAAUCAAGCUCAGAUAGCCCAGGCAUCAGGCCUACAACUUUGCAAUGAUCAGUCAAGGGCAUCCCUCACCAGUGAGAUCUCAGAUUGUCCUGUCUUUUUCAACCACAGUCAAGUAUCACAACAGUACACCAAGGAGUUUCUACCUGUUGAGGAACCUACUGGUGCACAGAAAACAUCAGCUCCCCAGGCCUUGGAAGAUAAGCAGGGUCACCGUCAGAGAGGGGAACCAGUACCACAAAGGGAGGCGAGAACCACAAAGCAGUGA
Molecule: messenger RNA, 2571 nt
Organism: Carlito syrichta (Philippine tarsier)
Lineage: Eukaryota; Metazoa; Chordata; Mammalia; Primates; Tarsiidae
Gene: TCHHL1
Product: trichohyalin like 1
Exons: 2
Coding region: 1-2571 (856 amino acids)
Molecular function (GO): calcium ion binding; transition metal ion binding
Source: RefSeq, a predicted model, not a curated record